AUGCUCAACUUCACUGAUGUGACAGAGUUUAUUCUUUUGGGACUCACCAGUCAUCAGGAAUGGCGAAUUCUCUUCUUCAUCAUUUUUCUCAUGGUCUACAUUAUCACCUUAGUAGGCAAUAUUGGCAUGAUUGUGUUAAUUAAAGUCAGUCCACAGCUCAACAGCCCCAUGUACUUUUUUCUCAGUCACUUGUCAUUUGUAGAUGUGUGGUUUUCUUCCAACGUUACCCCUAAAAUGUUGGAAAACCUGUUAUCUGAGACAAAGACUAUUUCUUACAAUGGCUGUUUGGUACAGUGUUUCUUUUUCAUUGCCCUUGUCCAUGUGGAAGUUUUUAUCCUUGCUGUGAUGGCCUUUGAUAGAUACAUGGCAAUUGGGAAGCCUCUGCUCUAUGGCAGCAGAAUGUCAACGGUUGUCUGUGUUCGACUGAUCUCUUUCCCUUACAUAUAUGGUUUUCUGACUAGUCUGGCAGCAACAUUAUUGACCUAUGGCUUAUACUUCUGUGGGAAAAUUGAGAUCAACCACUUCUACUGUGCGGACCCACCUCUCAUCAAAAUGGCCUGUGCUGGGACCUUUGUCAAAGAGUACUCCAUGAUCAUACUUGCAGGUAUUAACUUCACGUACUCUCUGACUGUAGUUAUAAUUUCUUAUCUAUUCAUUGUCAUUGCCAUUCUCCGGAUGCACUCGGCAGAAGGGAGGUGGAAGGCCUUUUCCACCUGUGGGUCCCACUUGACAGCUGUCAUCAUAUUUUAUGGGACUCUCAUCUUCAUGUAUCUCAGACGCCCCACAGAGGAGUCUGUGGAGCAGGGGAAAAUGGUGGCUGUGUUUUACACCACAGUGAUCCCCAUGCUGAACCCCAUGAUCUACAGUCUGAGAAACAAGGAUGUGAAAGUGGCCUUGAACAAAGUGAUGAGCAGAAUAUGUGUAACAAGUUAA
Messenger RNA from Artibeus jamaicensis (Jamaican fruit-eating bat), 933 nucleotides. RefSeq names its product olfactory receptor 5M3. The coding region runs from base 1 to 933 and encodes 310 amino acids. The transcript has a single exon. Gene Ontology annotation, biological process: sensory perception of smell; G protein-coupled receptor signaling pathway. Gene Ontology annotation, molecular function: olfactory receptor activity; odorant binding; G protein-coupled receptor activity. Lineage: Eukaryota; Metazoa; Chordata; Mammalia; Chiroptera; Phyllostomidae. The record is from RefSeq and is a predicted model, not a curated record. Gene Ontology annotation, cellular component: membrane.